Molecule: messenger RNA, 1421 nt
Organism: Syngnathus typhle (broad-nosed pipefish)
Lineage: Eukaryota; Metazoa; Chordata; Actinopteri; Syngnathiformes; Syngnathidae
Product: KIAA1143 ortholog
Exons: 3
Coding region: 98-577 (159 amino acids)
Source: RefSeq, a predicted model, not a curated record
CGCAUGUUAAUGACGUAAUGUUUUGCUCCCGUAGGAAGACCUCCAUUGUUUCGAUCCUGCAGAUAUUCCAGAGCGUAUUGUAAUUUAUUGCACCGUGAUGAAUAAGAACAAAGGUAGUGGUGUGUCCUGGGUGAAACCAGCGGAACCUUCCUUUUUGAAGAAGUUUAAAAAUGAUGUUGGCUACAAAGAAGGCCCGACUGUUGACACGAAGCGUCAGGAGAUGCCCAAACUGGAUGAUGACAGUGGGAGUGAUCGGGAAGAUGAAUUACCUCAAGUUGUUGUUCUUAAAGAUGGAGACCUGAACUCCGACGAAGUUAAACAUUUAAAGGAAAAGGAAGGAAUAAAACCUAACGGAGAUUCAGAGAAAAGUGACGAGCCUCGCUCCGAUGGUAAAAUCCUCUUCAAGAAACCAGCUAAGCGCUCAUCCUCUGACAAAUUCCAAGGAAUCACUGCUAGUUCCAGCAAAAAGAAGCGGGACGUUGUAGAGAAAGAAGAAAAGAAGGAAGUAGAUUCUGUGAAAAAAGUGAACAACAGCAGCCUUUUGUCCUUUGGUGGCGAUGAGGAGGAGGAAGACUAGUACUGGACUCACUUUUGAUUCUCGUUUAAUCAAACGUUACAAAAUUAAAAAUGAGUGUUUUCCAUACCAGGUAGUGCAUAAAAGGACUUUUAUUUUUGAAUUGAUGUCGUGACAGUGCUUGUUUUGUGUUUAGCCCAACUGUAAAUCGUCUAAUCGUUUUCUUCCAUUAAGUUUUAAUUCCACUAAAUUGGGAAAGCCGUUUCCUGCUCGAGUCUCAAGACAAUGCUCUCGGGGACAGUGUAGUUCAAACUUUAACACCAGUUUAUACUGUGUACGGCUGGAAUAUUUCAAUGUGUUGUAAUUUUCAAAUUUCAAACAAAUAUUUUAACGUGGUUAUUUUAAUUAGGUCACUUAUGGAUAUGCAUUAAAUGUUACUAUGAAGAUGAACACUUUUGCCAAACACUGAUAUGACUUAAAAUCACAAGUGAAUAAGACAUGGAAAAAUAUCAGCAAUAUAUGUACUAAAUUCACAAGUUUGAAUUUAGCGUUCAGCGUUUUUACUCGUUUUGAUGUAAGUCUUGCCAAGAAAAGAAAUAAUGCAUCAUUUGUGUUGAUGUAACGUACUGGAAUUGUAUUAUGUUCUUACUGUUAGUUCUGAACACAUUUGAAUAUCACAUAAAAGUAAGCCCAUUAGAAUUGUUCGGUAACUCCAAUUCUGCAUGUAGGUCUGUGUUUGUUUUACAUGGUAAUCUUGCAUGGUAGAAUUUUAAUACAUUCAAUUAUGGGUUGAGUGUAUAAAUAUUUUCUAGCUUCAGAGGGGAGCUGUAAAUCUAUCAUUGCAUUAGUUUUAAUGCAUUUGUAUAUUUUUAAGUAUCAUCUAAGCAUUAAAUACUAUUUCAAUUGA